UGGUUAAAGUACAUCAUGACACUAUAUUGGGUGUUCCUGUGAGUAUGCAAAGUGGCAUUCUAUCAGAAGAGAUGAUACUGCGAUGUGACUACACAAGAGAAGGAAAGAAGCGACAGCAUCACCCUGACUAUAGUCAUGCUCAUUGCACAGUGGUAUCUCAGUUUCAGGAUGUGGACAAGAAAAGAUGGACGCCUCGGGUUACAGCUGGUGACAAUUCUGUUCCUCAUUUCAAUGGAGACUGUGAUAUCCACUGAGUACACCAUUCAAGUUAACCAUGAAGUGAAAAUCCCACAGACUAUGUGUGCAAUUGUGCCUUGUAAUUUCACUGCUGACAGUAGAGGGAAAUUCAAAAAUUCGAAAGGAUAUUGGAAGGCAAGAUUAGGUGUCAAAGUAGCUUCUACUGACAGGUCUGAAGUGACGAAGCAAAACUUUCAUGCAUUCGGUAACCCUGAUCUUGGUGACUGCACCUUGAAAAUCACCAAUGCCACGAAGGAAGACAAUGGCUCUUACUUCUUCAGAUUUGUGGAGAAAGAAGACGGUACAAAUAAAUAUAAUUAUUUAAAUGAUCAAGUAAAGGUAGAGGUAACAGACAUUAGAGAAGUAGAUGGCUAUUCUAUUCAGGUGGAUCAGACUGUUACUGUCCAGAAGGGUCUUUGUGUCACCAUUCCUUGUACAUUUACUGCUGAUCACAUGAAAUCCUUUACCGGCUCUAGAGGUCACUGGAAGACGAUAUGCCAAGAAUUUGCAGCCUCCAGUGACAAGUCAAUUGUUGGUACAAAGCCACAUUUUCAGUUAAUGGGAAAUCCAGAUAAUGGAGAUUGCACACUGAAGAUAACUGACGCCAAGGAGCAAGAUUCUGGAACGUAUCACUUUGCAUUUGAAUAUGGGAAAGACAACAACCGGAAACACAGCUAUAUAUCCAAAAUUAUAACAAUACAGGUCACAGGUGUUAAUGAAAUACCUGUAAUUUCGGACCCCGGAAUACUGACCGAAGGUAAAAAGGUGACGAUAACAUGUAAUGAACCCAACGCACUAAUUACAUGGAAGAAUCAGACGGGAAUAUGGACCAAUUCAAAAGACCUGACAUUUGUCCCGACUCGGAGUCACCAUCAAACCUCAUUGACCUGUAAGAUGACCUUCCCAUCAUUCAAGAGUUAUACCCAAAAAGAAAUAACAUUAUAUGUUCAGUAUCCACCUUCCAUCAUUAUUACCACACCAGAAAUGCAAAACCACAUCAGCACUGACCGCACCACAAAUCAGGAAGUGACAGUACAAGAAGGAAGCUCACUGGCUCUGAAAUGUUUGGUGGACAGUAACCCAGAAGCUCAGGUGACCUGGAUGAAGGGCGAGAAGAAUGUGCUCAAGAAGGGCAACGGGAGUGAGGUUAUGCUCUAUCUGAGCAAAAUACCAACCAGUGGGGCAGAUAAAUAUCAUUGCUUGGCUGAAAAUAAUCUUGGGGCCAUGAAUAAAACCAUCAAUAUCAUUGUACAAUCAGACAAUACAAAGUAUUUUGUGAUUGCUGGUGUAGUCGGAAUUGCUGCCCUCUUGUUGGUUGCUGUAACACUGAAGCUUCUGUUGCGUAGCAGGACCAAGAACACUGAGGAAGAAAAUAAAGCCAAGAAUCACAUCUCUACAGAUAACCAGUAUGAUUGCAAACCAGACGACUUGUAUGAAAACACAGAAUUUGGCAGUGAUGCUAAAAAGGAAACAAAGGAAACAGAGUACAAUACUGAACCCACGAACCUUUAUUUCAAUUUUGAAGAGGAGUCUGUUCCUUUCGAAGAAGAGUCUGUUUAUGCAAACACAUGAGUUUUCCCUCAAGAUAUAUCAAGAAUGCUUUGGUGUAUUAGCAAUUAACAAUGUGACCUCCAUACAUAAGGUUCAGUUUUCAGUAUCCAUCAAAUAUACUAUCUGCCUGCCAACGUGUUCUACUCUUUUUGUCAAAGUAAGAGCUCUUUCCCACAUUGACAAUUGUUAACCCUCCAUGGAUCCUUCCUUCAAUGCCAUUGAUGGCAUUUUAACUUUGUACUCAGCCCCAACUGCUUUUGCACAUUAUUCCUGCAAUAUUUACUGUACACUUCUCUUUAGGAAUAAAUAUGCCACCUUUUCAAACUCAAUGGGAGACAGAUUGUGACGCACCUUUAUCAACAGAGGAAUGGAAAAAAAGAGGUUAAACUAAGUUCACUGUCGCUAAAGAAGAGGUUUUUGUUUUUCACAAGGAGACUGUGUAAGUCUUGUCUCUACCAUCUUCCCAGGUUAUAAAUUAAAGAUUUGAACACUUAGUAAAAUAAACAAGAUAAGGGAACCAUGAGCUUACAGACCUAAUUGGUAUUUCCAGAAUAAGCUACGAAACAAGAGGGCUUAUUCAAAAAUUAAACUAUUGUAUUAUAUAUUUUAAAUAAUCAUUUUUCUUUCAUAUUAUGUUUAUGUUGUAUCUGUUUUAAUAUUUAAAAACCCAUUAAUGCAUAUAUAUCAUUAUGGUACAUGUUGCAAACAUGGUAUUCUAUUAGUGAGAAUGUUCAUGAAUAACUGUUAUGCUUGUCGUUAGAAUAAUGACUUCAGUUUCAAGGAAUUUAAUAGCUUCAGCUAAAUGGUGUGGGGUAGACUUUCUCAACCUAUAUAUUUCCAGGAGAUGCUAGGAUGGCUAGGGAAAUUGACACAUGAUUGUCAACCAUUUGACAAUUAAUAGUGUUUUACUAAGCCGAGGACAGAAGGUCAUGAAAAUAACAAUAAAAGUAAUUUCUUAUACAACACUGCCUCUAGAGGGUAAAGAUAGCAAGAAUUCAAGAUGGCCGCUAGACUUGGUUGUCAUUGUAACAUAUAAAACACAAAGUCAUAUUACCGUAUUUUUCGGUUCAUAAGACGCACCUGACCAUAAGACACACCUUAGUUUUAGAGGAAAAAAACAAGAAAAAAAAAUUACAUUACUGCUUGCUGAUUGUUUUCUAGAGGUUACUACAGAUUGUCACUCACCAUUCAGUUGCUAGUGGUUACUGCACACUAAUUGCCUGCAAUGCAGUCCCCCUCUGCAAGUUUUUCAGUCCUGCUGCUUUAACAAUCCCCACCCCCACUGCUCACAGAAGAAGGGAGAGGAAAUGGAAUGUACACAGACACAGCCCGCUCUGUGUGUCUUUCAUCUCUCACUCAGCUUGUGCUGCUGCUCAGAGAAAGAGGGGGGGACACAAAGAGCCUGCUCUGCUGUGAGAAGCUGGGAGAACACGGCAGACAAACCGAGACAUCCAGCUCAGUCUGCCCAGAGAAGGAGGGGUGUACACGGACAGCCUACUUUGCAUGGCUGUCUGUGGCUGGGAGAACGCAGACUCUGCCUGGAGAAGGAGGGGGAACAAGCUCCCUGUCACGGACACACAGAUGCUCCCGUCCUGACAGCUGAGGAGUUAUGCGGCUGGCUCAGCAUUCG
This is a messenger RNA of Rana temporaria (common frog), 3418 nucleotides long. RefSeq names its product sialic acid-binding Ig-like lectin 12. The transcript has 10 exons. NCBI's taxonomy places the organism in Eukaryota, Metazoa, Chordata, Amphibia, Anura, Ranidae. The record is from RefSeq and is a predicted model, not a curated record. Bases 136 to 1809 code for a protein of 557 amino acids.